GUUACAGUAGGAGUUGUUCUAGACAAUAUUCUUAGAAUGAGAGAGAUGUCAAAAGACAAUAAAGAGUUAUUUGUCAUGGGAAACUUGCGUGAAAAACUUGGUACUGACCGGUGCAAGGAGGGAGAACGACAACGAGUGCGCUUUGAAUACAAUUUCCAAGGAAAGACGGUUUGCCAGAAAGCAUUUUGUUUGAUAUAUGACAUGGGGAAAAGCACUGUGAAGCGUAUUCAGAAACACAUUUCCACAAAGGGUGUAGGACCGCGGGUUCAUGGUCUAGUAGGAAGAAGACCGUCAAAUGCAUUUUCCUCUGACGUCAUCAAAGAUGCAGUGCAGUACUUAAUAAACUAUGCAAUCGAAGAGGGACUUCCACAGCCAGCACCACCAAGAGGCCGAGAUGAUACACCGCCCAUUUAUCUACCUGCAUCAAAAACUAAGAUCAUGAUUCAUCAAGAAUAUAUGGAAGCUUGUGUACAAAGUGGUAAGGUUCACGUUGGAAGGUCAACAUUUAAAAAUGUAUGGAAUCAGUGUGUCCCUCAUAUAAAAAUCAUGAAUCCGCGAGACGAUGUAUGCAAGACAUGUGAGGACUUUCGCGAUACCAUAUCUAUGGCUAGAAGUGAAGAUGACAAACUAGACGCCACUGCUAGUUAUCACCAGCAUGUUUUGUCUGCACGUGCAGAGCGAGAGGUGUAUCAGCAGUGUGUACAAGAAUCUACGGCUCUUUUCCGAGGUAGCUCACAAGAUCACAGCAAGGUCCAUUAUACAUUUGAUUUUAGUCAAUAUGUGAAAUUACCUCAUCACGCAAGAGAGAAAGGACCUACCUUCUUUAUACAGCCACGCAAGGUGCAGAUGUUUGGCUUCAGAAUAGAUGGAUAUCGCCAGUACAACUAUUUAAUAGAUGAAGACCAGACAAUAGGUGUAGACGGACAGUUGGCACAUGGACCCGAUUCUGUGAUCUCCAUGUUGGACCACGCCUUUGGUACGUUUUGUCACCAGGGAGGAGAUUGCACAAUACAUGCUGAUAACUGUUUUGGUCAAAAUAAAAACCGCUACGUGAUUGCCUACCUCUCAUGGAGAACUAUGACGAACAGACACGAUAAUAUCAAAUAUAUGAUGCAGUUACCUGGCCAUACUAGAUGUUUGAUUGACGCCGGUUUUGGCAGAAUUAAACAGAGGUAUCGUAGGGAGGAUAUUGAUACGCUUCAACACGUAGCGGAUGUUGUUGAUCUGUCAUCCUGUAGCAACGCCUCAGUUGUGUAUGGCAGGCAUACAUGGAAAUGGAGGCAGUGGAAGGCUUUCUUCGGCGACAGAUAUAAAAAAGUUCCGAAUAUAUCCAAGUACCACUACUUCCGGUUCACUUCAACAGACCCCGGAGCCGUAUUUAUGAAAAUGUCUGCGGUUGACACAGAGGAGACAAGGUUUGUCGUCUGUAAAACAAAUCUUCUUGCUAUGGAUUCAUACGACAUUCCCCAAGAAAUAAUGCCAGCUGGACUUAGCCGAGAGCGACAGCGCUACCUUUACAGCCAGGUUCGCCCGCUUGUGAGACUCCAGUUUCAGGAAGAAUUCUGUGCAGUACCAGCUCAAGAAUAGUGGACAUUUGAAAAGCAAUGUCUUUAAAUGGGAGUUUUAACGCUAGAAGUUUGUCGUCUCGUGAACAAAGUGUUUACAAAUGUGUAAAAAUGAGAUUUUUAAUUUGGUUAUAUAUCGUCAUGAUAAUAAACAGUGUAAACUUGAAAAUUGAAGUACAUACUGAAAUACCGGUUGGCGGACUUCUUUCACUGCUGUUACCAUGGGAACGGAUAAAUACGUGUGCUAUUUCAGAUAUGUUGCUUGUUAUAAGGGACGGCAUUUAAUGAUUUGUUGUUCUAAACAAAAAUGUUUUGAAUCUGAUUUCUAUAUGUUGCUUUAAAUGUUAUGUAAAUAAUUCCUUUUCACUACCGUUGUAUACUACUGAUGUUACUAAGUUUACAUAGAAAACUACUUUUUUUUAAUCAUAACAAAUUUGUAAUAAGUGAAAUUUCGUAGGAUAUUUUUGUAAAAGUGGAAAAAAUAUUUAAAAAUGUAAUGUUGUAAGUUUACCGGUGUAAAAAGUACUUAAAAUGUCUUGAAAGCCGCAUAAUUCUAUUCGCAAGUCAGUCGUUUCCAUGACAACAAAUAUUUGUAUAAAAAUAAAUACUUAUAUUUUAGAGAAAGUGUUUGUCUUUACAUAUGAUAUUAAAUGACUGUUGUAAAAUCACUAUAAUACAGUAGAUAAACAUAUAAAUCCAAUACUUCUUUUUAAUUGUUUGACAUUUUUGUUAACGUUUUCUUGACGUUAAUUGUGUAAUUUUUUAUUCAAGAUGACGUCUUUGGACUGAAAUGCUCAAAAAUGUACGUAAUAUACCUAUAGAAAGGUUUAUAUUUUUAUAAACAGUAUAAAGUGCAGAAUAAUAAUCAAUGAAAACCUAAAAAUGUCACAAAAUUACGUUAAGACAUAUUUCUGCUUGGCGCGGUUCAUGUAUUAGGUGUGUACAAUUUUAAACCUCACACACACUGUGUAACUGUCUAUACACAUAAACAUGUUAGUUGUAUGUUCAGAUAGUAUAAAGUAUAAUCUGGAUCCUUUUAUCUUUUACACGAUAGCCUUGCAAAAUAUUACUUUGAGGAAAAAUGUUCUGACUCAGCGAAACUCAUUGCAAUAUCAAUGUAUAUCUGGUACUAACCCUUACACAUUUGGAAGUUGAUUACAUCUUCGCAUAGUUUUAACUCGCCUAGAUAUGGCUUAUUAAAGAGCUUUUCGAUACCAAAUUUGUAAAUAGCCAGGGGAGCUAACUUUGAUAUUAAAAUGUCCAAAACCGGCCACAUUCUGAACCAUAUCAAGACGAAAUACUAAAGAUCUGAUCCUUAUUUAGAGUAUUUGCAAUUGUAUACAUACCCCUUGUAAAUGUUUGUUUUUUGUAGAUACAUUUUUAUAUAUACAACAAAUAUGUUUUAACUAUUAAAUGAUAAAACUAA
Molecule: messenger RNA, 2991 nt
Organism: Mercenaria mercenaria
Lineage: Eukaryota; Metazoa; Mollusca; Bivalvia; Venerida; Veneridae
Exons: 4
Coding region: 37-1587 (516 amino acids)
Source: RefSeq, a predicted model, not a curated record